AUGAGCCUCGUCAGGAUGAGUUACGGCGGGUUCGUGGCGUACAGUAUGGCGGCGCAGUUCAAGGAAUGCGUGGAAAGGGUGGUGAUUUGCUGCGCCGGGGUUUGUUUGGAGGAGAAAGACAUUAAAAAUAGGCUGUUUCCGGUGAAUGACGUGGAUGUAGCCGCCGCCAUCCUUCUGCCAGAGACGGCGGAGACGAUGAGGGAGUUGUUGCUUUAUGCUUUUGUAAAGCCGCCCAAAGCGUUGCCUUCUUGCUUGCUCAACGACUUUAUCGACACCACUGCAACCAAUUCAACCACAUCCCUCAGCAGUUGGUCGAUGGAUAAUGAUAUCUACCAACCAGAGCUUCCAAUUCCAAAGGCUUCUGCAGUUGAUUGA
This is a messenger RNA of Oldenlandia corymbosa var. corymbosa, 375 nucleotides long. The record is from the annotation of a GenBank genome assembly. Lineage: Eukaryota; Viridiplantae; Streptophyta; Magnoliopsida; Gentianales; Rubiaceae.